GACUUGAAACCUUUCAGUGUGCGGGCUGACGCUCUAACCGCUGAGAACUCUGGCCAGGGCAGAAUAAUCUUUUGAUGAGGAUCAAGAGGAGGUGGUCUCUCAGAUCUCUGAUGUGGUGUUUCUUACAUGUGGUCCUUUCCAAUUCUUCCCUCCUUCCAUUUGUCUCCUUGCUUUCCAUUAAGUGCAGAGAAUAGUUUGGCCCAUUAAACAUUUCAGAAAUACCCUGUCUGAAGCAAAUCACACCUUGGAAAUGAAGUGUGUAUAUCAAAUAAGCCCCAUCUUUCUUAGAGGGAGAAGAUGUUAAUGACUUGCAACAAACAGCUUUGCUGAAUUGUUUCAUAUGGAGGACUGCAUAGUGCUUGGUUACUAGAAGGGCCUGUUUAAACAUCACAUAGUGUGUAUUUUCAUAAUGGAGAUACAAAGUACUGAUAAAACAUUGAUUGUAAGGAUGAUUUAUUUGCUUCCUUUUAAAAAUUGCUUAGUUGCACUAAAAAAAAUUUAUUUAAAUUUUUUUUUUUUUUUGCUUAGUUAUGUCCUGCAUUGUAACAAUGCCAGGAAGAAAAUGAUCAAUUCUUGGGAGAGUGUAAGAAAAAUCUAGAUCCUCCUAGCAUUCUUCCUCCAAGCAUGGAUCUUGAAAGAUGCUAAAAUGUUUUUUCAUCCUGUUUACCCCUGUGGAAUGGCCCUCUCAGAAAUGGAACUGUGUGUUCUGGAUUGAGAAUAAGUCUCCUCUAAGCCAUGACCUCAUCCUUAACCUGACUCAGGACGGGAUCAAACUACUGUUUGAUGCUUUCAAUCAGAGACUUAAGGUGAUUGAAGUAUAUGACUUGACUAAAGUAAAGUUAAAAUAUUGUGGAGUACAUUUUAACUCUCAGGCCAUAGCUCCCACCAUUGAGCAGAUUGACCAGUCUUUCGGUGCAACCCAUCCUGGAGUGUACAACUCCGCUGAGCAGCUCUUCCACCUCAACUUCAGAGGACUGUCUUUCUCUUUUCAGUUAGACUCGUGGACUGAGGCUCCCAAGUACGAGCCCAAUUUUGCCCAUGGUCUAGCUUCUCUCCAGAUACCCCACGGAGCAACUGUGAAACGAAUGUACAUCUACAGUGGAAACAGCCUACAGGACACGAAGGCUCCCAUGAUGCCCCUGAGCUGUUUCCUGGGCAAUGUGUAUGCUGAGAGUGUAGAUGUUCUUCGAGAUGGAACUGGACCCUCAGGCUUACGACUUCGCCUACUUGCCGCAGGUUGUGGACCUGGCCUGUUAGCAGAUGCCAAGAUGCGGGUAUUUGAACGUUCAGUGUACUUUGGUGAUUCUUGCCAAGAUGUUCUUAGCAUGCUUGGUUCUCCACACAAAGUCUUCUAUAAGUCAGAAGACAAGAUGAAAAUUCAUUCUCCUUCCCCUCAUAAACAAGUUCCUUCCAAGUGCAAUGACUACUUUUUUAACUACUUCACUCUCGGAGUGGACAUCCUCUUUGAUGCGAAUACUCACAAAGUGAAGAAGUUUGUCCUUCACACCAAUUAUCCUGGGCAUUAUAAUUUUAACAUUUAUCACCGUUGUGAGUUCAAGAUCCCAAUAGCCAUAAAGAAAGAAAAUGCAGAUGGUCAGACAGAAAUGUGCACAACCUAUAGCAAGUGGGACAACAUCCAGGAGCUCCUGGGUCACCCUGUGGAGAAGCCUGUUGUCCUGCACAGGUCCUCCUCCCCAAACAACACCAACCCAUUUGGCUCCACAUUCUGCUUUGGUCUUCAGCGGAUGAUCUUUGAGCCUGCUGGUGCCAACAGGGGACACAGACUGCAAAGAGAAGCACAAACUCUGAGCCUUGAUACCUGGACCCAGGAGCUUUCGACUAACACGUAAGGAGGCAGGGUUCUGUCUCCCCUGUCCCACACACAUUGGAAAACUUGGGACUCUCUGUGGCUGAGGACUCAGGCACCCAGGAUGAGGACAAGGUCCUGCCUUUGGCCCAGCAUUGCCACAUGACCCUUAAGGCAAGCAGGUAGCAUGUCCACUUGGUUGUGACUUUUGCACUACAUCCACUUUAGUUACUUGAUGAGCUGGCUGUUGCCAAGGUGGCCCACCUGCCCUUACUUGUUCCUUUCUUGCAUGUGAUCCCUGCCAGGCCCUGUAGGCAUACCCAAGUGGUUGAAACACAAUUUUCUACCAUCCAGGGACAUGCCCAGGCCCGGUUCCAACCCUUCUUGGAGCCAGCCUUCCAAGGUUGCCUCUGCCCUGUUCUGUACCAACCUGGCUGGCAGGGCUGCAUGUUUCCAUCCUGUUUGCCUCUUUUAUUUAAUGCCAAAGUUUUAGCCAAAGACAUCUUCCUCCUUUAUUGGUUUCAGCAUUCUGUUCUGCACUGUGGGCCGGCUCCCCUGCCCCAACCCUGGGCAGUGUCCCCUGGCUGGGCCCAUUCAUGGCUCAAGGCCUCUGGGGACUCAAGGAAGGCUGGACUGCUCAGUCUCUUCAUGGGUCUUGUUAAGGAAAGUAGCAUAUGUGCUUUAAAAAUAUUAACCUUUUGAAAAGAAUUGAGAAGAGAAAUGUAUAAUUUUAUCCCAUUUUUAAUAUUUUGGUCUAGCAACUUGUGAUACAUAGAUGACAAUUUUGUGAGUUUUUCAAAUGUGUGUACAGAUUUUUGUAAAUAUGACUUUUGUAAUUAACUCAUGUACAGCCUCAUCCUGUAUAGUUUAACGAUGAAUGUGCAGGGGACCUGCCCCAGGCUCCUAUAUGAUUCCUGGGCCUACAUCCAGGCUUGUGUGGCACUCUCGUGAUUUUGUGACUGACUGGUGUCUUCCCAUUUGGACUGUGGCCUGGCCAGAGACACCCCCAACCCCUCCCCGCACAUCCCCACUAUUGGGGCAGCCAGGACUGAUCUCAUCCUCCUGGAAUGGGGGAACCUUCCUCAUGUCCUGCCCAUACCUCUCCUCCAAUAAAGACCUAUCCCCUCAGCAACAGCUCACCAUGUGCUGUUGCUGGGAUGUUUGUACUAAA
This is a messenger RNA of Miniopterus natalensis, 2978 nucleotides long. RefSeq names its product phagophore assembly factor 1 (gene PHAF1). NCBI's taxonomy places the organism in Eukaryota, Metazoa, Chordata, Mammalia, Chiroptera, Miniopteridae. Gene Ontology annotation, cellular component: dendrite; trans-Golgi network; synaptic vesicle membrane. The record is from RefSeq and is a predicted model, not a curated record. Gene Ontology annotation, biological process: Golgi to plasma membrane protein transport.